Messenger RNA from Aureobasidium subglaciale EXF-2481, 996 nucleotides. RefSeq lists its product as uncharacterized. The transcript is spliced from 2 exons. Lineage: Eukaryota; Fungi; Ascomycota; Dothideomycetes; Dothideales; Saccotheciaceae. The record is from RefSeq and is a predicted model, not a curated record. Bases 1 to 996 code for a protein of 331 amino acids.
AUGGGAAGCACCACUUCAUAUUGUUCAUGGAUCACACAUCUCGAUGAAGCAUAUGCAUAUCAAGACAAGACGGGGGGAAGAUGUGUCCCGCUCUUCGACGCUCUGAGGCAGCUUCUCGACGAGACUGUGCAACCGGAUGAGGCAGCAAUUCUCAUCACUUCGUUCGUGAUGUCGAAUGCUGAUUUCUUGGCUGUUUACUACGAGGUCAUUCUAAUUAUUGUCAGCUCCGCUCUGAAGCUCUCGGACGAACAAGAUCUCGGCAAAUUAGCGAGGUUGGUACUGGCACUUUCACGAUUGCCGGACGUGCGUAAUGAAAGCACUGAAACACUUCAUUUAUCGUUCAAUCACAAGACUUUAAUCGUCGGAUCUGGCCAAGUCAUUGAAGUGGACGGUGGAAAGCUAUGGGCAGAUCUCCCUCAAUUCGAAGCUGGACUUGGCGAUUCCAUGUACGGUGUCACGGGCUACAUCAAUGACGGAGAAGCGGAACACAUCGCAGAGCAACAGUGGACAAGCCAAAACACCUUUGCCGCUUUCCUCUACCAAGGCAAUAGCGCUUCGCCUUGCGAUUUCGGCUUCCUAUCACUCUAUGCUUUCCGUACCAUCGUCUACUCAUUAGAGUAUGAUCCAACCACCGCAAAAGGAAUCGAUUCUCUACACAACCUGAGAUCUGCUUGUAGGUGGAUUUUGAUUGCUGGUGAAGAAUUGUGGACGGAGACGAUGCAAAGUCGUUGCUUUGCAUCUGCUGGGCCUAUGCGAGUUUGUGAGGAGGGGUAUGAGGAUAAUCAUGGCCGGAACAGCGUUACUGUCCGGCGAUGGCUGGCAUGGGCUAGGAGGCUAGAUGACUUGGCGGAUGGUAAUAUGAUUGAGGAUGAACUGAAUGAGCUAGCAAGAGCAGCUGCGGAUCGUAUCAAAGAUCUCGAGAAGUACUGGGUGUUCGAUGAUGUCGAAGCCGAGACAGAGGAAAGAGCGACUGCAUCAGAGCCAGAAGUAAAGUAA